AUGUCGGAAGUUAAAGAAGGGUACGCCUUGGGCGCCGAGGUGGAUGAAUCGGACUCCUUCGAUACCAUCACAGCAUUGGUAGCGGAAGACCACCAACAUGACAUCAAGCUCCGUACUAUGUCUUGGCAUAAGACUGCUUGUCUGCUUGCAGGCGAGCAGGUCUGCCUCGCGAUCAUGGCUCAGUCCUGGUCUCUCUCUGUUUUGGGAUGGGUCCCCGGUAUCAUCACAAUGGUCCUCUGCUGCAUUCUCUUCUGGUUCACCUCGAUCACAAUGCACAAGUACAUCAUGAAGUAUCCUCAGAUCAAAGACAUUUGUGAUUUUGGAUACUAUGUCUUCGGAAAAAGCAAGGCCGCCUAUGUGUUUUCAGCCUUCAUGCUCCUCGCAAACAACAUCAUGCUUAUCGGCUUCCACACAUUGACAGGUGCCAAGGUUCUGAAUACGCUCUCCGAUCAUUCCCUGUGCACGGCUGUGUUCUCGGUGAUUGUGACUAUCAUGGGAAUCGUCAUGUCCAUGCCUCGGACUCUACACCAUGUCAGCUUCAUGUCCAUGUUUUCAUCUGCGUGUAUGGGAAUCUCAAUCCUGCUCUUCCUCGUCUUUGCCGGAAUUGAAAAAGCGCCUCUGUACGGAUAUAAUGGAAACUACCCUACCGAUGGGCUCGUGAAGACCAAUGCCUUCCCUCUCCCGGGCACCACUUGGGUUGCGUGCAUGAACGCCGUGCUCAACAUCACCUUCCUCUGGGUCCCCCAGAUCCUGUUCCCGACAUUCAUCGCCGAGAUGGAGAAGCCACAGGAUUUUCCCAAGGCGCUGGCAGUGCUUACCGUGAUCUCGGCGAUUCUAUUCAUCGUACCACCUGCCAUCGGUUACCGCUACCUAGGGCAGUACGCCACCGCGCCCGCAUUUGGUAGUCUUGGAGUUGUGUCGUACAAGAAGGCUUCUUUCGGCUUUGUGAUUGUUCCAACAUUGAUUAUCGGAGUCAUUUACGCGAACGUCACUGCAAAGUUCAUUUACACUCGGGUCCUCGGUACUUCGCGACACACGCACAGUCACACAGUGAUAGGAUGGGGUGUUUGGGCUAUCAUCAUGGUGGGUAUCUAUCUGGUGGCAUUCGUUUUCGCUGAGGUCAUCCCCAGUAUGGGUGAUUUCCUUUCUCUUCUGAGUGCGACAUUUGACUCCUUCUUUGGAUUCAUCUAUUUUGCCAUUGCUUACUGGCAACUCAACCGUGGAUCGCUGUUCAAAGGUCUGGGAAGAUCUAUCAACACUGUGUUCAACAUCUUCAUCUUCAUUGUUGGGCUCUUUGUGCUUGGUCCCGGGCUCUAUGCUGCUGUCAAGGCUAUCAUAGCUGAUUAUUCGGGAUCUAUCACCCCGGCCUUUACAUGUGCUAAUCUCGCUAUUUGA
Penicillium brevicompactum is the source of this 1395-nucleotide messenger RNA. RefSeq lists its product as uncharacterized. The record is from RefSeq and is a predicted model, not a curated record. Gene Ontology annotation, cellular component: vacuolar membrane. Gene Ontology annotation, biological process: amino acid transmembrane transport. The transcript is spliced from 5 exons. Gene Ontology annotation, molecular function: amino acid transmembrane transporter activity. Lineage: Eukaryota; Fungi; Ascomycota; Eurotiomycetes; Eurotiales; Aspergillaceae. The coding region runs from base 1 to 1395 and encodes 464 amino acids.